Fomitopsis serialis is the source of this 300-nucleotide messenger RNA. RefSeq lists its product as uncharacterized. The transcript is spliced from 4 exons. The record is from RefSeq and is a predicted model, not a curated record. Lineage: Eukaryota; Fungi; Basidiomycota; Agaricomycetes; Polyporales; Fomitopsidaceae. The annotation marks the transcript as partial.
AUGGCUUGCCGCGUGUGGCCCACGCGCAAACUCAUGGGCAUGGCACCAGCCGCGAUGUGGACGGUACGUGGAGCCACACUGGAUAGGCUCUGCAGCAUAAAGGAGGCGACGCAGCCGACGUGUUACGUAUGGACGCCCAAGUUGGUCUGCAAGGCACUACGGAUGUCAUCUCGAGCUGGACUUUCACAGCUACAUCGCAUCCACCAGCUGAGACUGGGAUUCAGAUGUGCUAUCUCGACGGCGCGGGCGGCUUCGUCUACGUGCCAUCCAGCGGUCACCGGAAGCCUCAAACUCGAUAGU